Parus major (Great Tit) is the source of this 2038-nucleotide messenger RNA. It is a transcript of the gene MAB21L4, whose product is annotated as mab-21 like 4. The record is from RefSeq and is a predicted model, not a curated record. Lineage: Eukaryota; Metazoa; Chordata; Aves; Passeriformes; Paridae.
AUGGCGGGGGCGGGCAGGGCGAGGCGGGGCGGGGCGGAGCAGGACAGGACGCCCACUGAGGGGCACGGGAAGGACGGCGGCUGCCGCCCGGAGCCGGGCGCUGGGAGCGAUCGCCCGGUGCGCGGCUCGAACCGGAGGCCCCUCAGCUCCAAGGCGCCCGAGCGCCCUCAGCCUGCCGGCCACGCCCCUGGUGCUCAUUUGCAUAAUGAGGGUGUGGCCAACCAAUGGGCGCUCGGCGCGCGCGGGGCGGGACUCGGGGCGCGCUCCCCGCUGUGCGCGGGAGGAGCGCGGGAGCCCGGCAGGAAACCUCGCCCCGGUGAGCGCAGCGAGGCGGCCCCGCUCGGAGAGGGGCGCCGGGGGCUGAUGGAGCCGGAGCCCGGUGUUGACAGAGCAUCGGCAAAGCACGCUCAGGCCACCCAGCACCCGGUGCUUGUCAACGCCCGGCUCUGCUUCCCUCCGCCCGCCCCACGCCGGCACCCAGCCCUGCCCUCCCUGCCCACGCACCUUCACUGCUGCUCGGAGCAGCUAGAGAGCUGCAGAGCUGCCAUGGAAGCCAACACUUCCCUCUGGCACAGCUACCUUGGGGUGGUCGUGUCCCGCGAGAGGCAGCGGAUGGAGCAUUUCCAGCGGGCCGAGGACAUCCUGCUCACCCUAUUGGAGAGCGUCCAUGCCAGGGAACCCCGCUUCCUCGUGGAGUACGCCAGGAACCUGGAAGCCUUGGACUUCUCUCUGUGUGCCUCUGAGGACGCUGUCACUCUCGAGAUGCCCGUGAGCAUCGACGGUGAUGCCCUGCGUGUGCUGGCGUGCCAGCCCAGGGACACCCCAGGCAGGCAUCCUCCAGAGCUGAACACCUGCUAUCUGGGAGUGUGCUCUCCAGGGACUGGUUUGGAGGACUGGACUGGUGUUGUGGAUGUGAUGGAGCACGGAGGUGGUGAGGGGUGCCUGCUUCCAGGCCAAAUCCUCCAGCAUCUGAAAGAGCUCCUUGUUUCAGCCAUCGUGCAUUGCCAACGCCUCUUCCUGCUUCAGCCAGGUGACAUCAGUGCUGAAAACCUGCGGGAAGAUGCCAUGGAGCUCUCCCUGCUGAUCCGUGGCAGCUGGAAGACCAUUCGCUUUGACAUUGUUCCUGUGGUGAGGAGGCAGCGAGAGCCACUCUGGCUCCAGAGGCGACGGAGAGACAGUGGUUUCCCUGAAGGCAGCCUCAGGAAGGCCACAGAAGAGGCACACUUUAUUCCUGCCUCUCCCCAUUGCUGGAGAUCCUCCACUCACCUUCCCAUCCUGAAGCUGCUCCGAGAAGUGGACACCCUGGGGGGACCCCGUCUGGACAGCCUCCGCCUGCUCGACCAGCUCCGUGACCAGGACUGGGGAGGGGAGGAUGGGAAAGGCAGUCUCACCUUCAACCACCUGAAGAUGGUGUUGCUGUGGAGCACAGAGCUCUUCCCCUCUCCAGAGGACUGGCAGGACCUGGAAGGUUCUGUCUACCGGCUCUUGGUGAUCCUUCUCCGCUGCCUGGCCACCCAGCACCUGCCCCACUUCCUGAACCCAGGGGAAAACCUCUUCCAAGGAGCGGCCCCGGAUCUUGCCUCCCUCUACCGUAAAGUUGAGAGCUUUGCCUGGGACCCCCAGCGCUUCCUCCGCUUCCAUUUUGGCCUCCAUGGGUUCAGUGGCAGCUGGCAGGCAGACACAGAAACCCGAGCCCUCCUGCAUCUCCCCGCCAAGGAUGGGUCCUACUGGGACACAGCCUACUUUGACAUGCUGCUCAGCCAGUUUCAGGUGUACCGGAUCCAGGACAGCGCACGCCGCUCAGCAGCGUCCCAGCUCCUUAGCAAGAUCCUUCCAGAAAUCACUCAGCAGAGCUGAGUGGGACCCUGCUGCUGCUCCAUUAGGGUGUCUCAAAACUCUGGUGGGGUGCAAGGAGAGCUACAGGGCCAGGGAUCAGUGUGUUGCUGUGUCAUUUAUUGAGGGAAGGUGGCAGGGGAAGAGAGCACAUCUGCUGUACCUGGGGGGCCAUACACAGCCUCUUGGCUGCCCUGCUGGACCU